Molecule: messenger RNA, 654 nt
Organism: Vigna radiata var. radiata (mung bean)
Lineage: Eukaryota; Viridiplantae; Streptophyta; Magnoliopsida; Fabales; Fabaceae
Product: probable folate-biopterin transporter 7
Source: RefSeq, a predicted model, not a curated record
AUGACAGGAGUAUUCUGGAGAAUGUUAUUCUGGAGAAUACGGGGCGGUGGUGGGAAAUUGAAGAAAGUUUUGGGUUUGGGAUACUGGGUGCAAGGAUUCAGGUGUUUUACAUGGUUGGUUGUGAGUUUCUACCUCAAAGAUGGUCUUAAUGUGGACCCUUCCACUCUUCAAAUUCUCCAGAAUUCUGCUAAUCUUCCCAUGGUUGGGAAGCCCCUCUAUGGCCUCGUUUCAGACUCUGUCUACAUCUCUGGCCAGCACCGAGUUCCCUACAUCGCCUUUGGAGGUAAAGUUGUCUUCACUCUUUUCAUUUCUCUAUACCCUUUUGCCUUCUCUCUCUGUUCCUUUAAUCAGGUUCUGUUUUUCUUCAAGAUUCUCCCAUUCAGUGUUUAAUAUCUAAUAGCACAGAUGUGUCCACCAGGAUGUGAGGGGUCUAUAAUGGCCUUUCUUAUGUCUUCCGUAGCACUGGCAUUCAUUGUGAGUGUUGCACUUGCAUCGUAUAUUAAGAUAACUGGAAGUGACUUUUCAGGCUUUCCACAUGCACUUCUGAUACAAGCUGCAUGCACUUUGGUGCCAACUUUUUGGUCAUCGUGCAUACCUGAUAAGGUAGAAUCAAAAGCCAAGCGAAAAGACUCAUAAAGUUAGUAUCUUUCAGGG